Eruca vesicaria subsp. sativa (arugula) is the source of this 297-nucleotide messenger RNA. NCBI's taxonomy places the organism in Eukaryota, Viridiplantae, Streptophyta, Magnoliopsida, Brassicales, Brassicaceae. The record is from the annotation of a GenBank genome assembly.
AUGAGAGCGAUUAGAGAGUCCCCAUAUUCAGUCCGCAGUAUCUUGAGUUCUUCCGACCAGAUGUAUGCUUCCCGUUGCGAGAGUCUUAAAGCCCUUGUCGGUGGGCUUGGGUAUCUUCACAAUGGCUGCAAACCUCCUAUUGUACAAAGAGAUGUAAAUGCGGCUAAUAUACUAAUCAACGAGAAGAUUCAGGCCAAGAUUGCUGACUUCGGAUUAUCUAGAAGUGUUGCAUUGGAUGGUACUAACCAGGAUACAACUGCAGUUGCAGGAACUAUUGGUUAUCUUGAUCCUGAGUAA